AUGCCUCCCAAAGCUGCUGAGAAGAAGCCCACCACUGGUGGCAAGGCCCCCGCUGGCAAGGCUCCCGCCGCUGAGAAGAAGGAGGCUGGCAAGAAGACCGCCGCCGCUCCCUCAGGCGAGAAGAAGAAGCGUGGCAAGACCAGGAAGGAGACCUACUCCUCGUACAUCUACAAGGUCCUCAAGCAGGUUCACCCUGACACCGGUAUCUCCAACCGCGCCAUGUCCAUCCUGAACUCCUUCGUCAACGAUAUCUUCGAGCGCGUUGCCACUGAGGCUUCCAAGCUUGCUGCCUACAACAAGAAGUCGACCAUCUCGUCCCGCGAGAUCCAGACCUCCGUCAGACUCAUCCUGCCCGGUGAGCUGGCCAAGCACGCCGUCUCUGAGGGUACCAAGGCUGUCACCAAGUACUCUUCCCAGUCCAAGUAA
Messenger RNA from Cyphellophora europaea CBS 101466, 426 nucleotides. RefSeq names its product histone H2B. The record is from RefSeq and is a predicted model, not a curated record. Gene Ontology annotation, molecular function: protein heterodimerization activity; DNA binding; structural constituent of chromatin. The transcript is spliced from 3 exons. The coding region runs from base 1 to 426 and encodes 141 amino acids. Lineage: Eukaryota; Fungi; Ascomycota; Eurotiomycetes; Chaetothyriales; Cyphellophoraceae. Gene Ontology annotation, biological process: nucleosome assembly. Gene Ontology annotation, cellular component: nucleosome.